Messenger RNA from Saccostrea echinata, 2257 nucleotides. RefSeq names its product glutathione hydrolase 1 proenzyme-like. Bases 44 to 1930 code for a protein of 628 amino acids. NCBI's taxonomy places the organism in Eukaryota, Metazoa, Mollusca, Bivalvia, Ostreida, Ostreidae. The transcript has 13 exons. Gene Ontology annotation, molecular function: glutathione gamma-glutamate hydrolase. The record is from RefSeq and is a predicted model, not a curated record. Gene Ontology annotation, cellular component: plasma membrane. Gene Ontology annotation, biological process: glutathione catabolic process.
GCAUUGUGCUCGCCUACUGUGUAACACUGAUUGCUCAUUGGACAUGGCAGCUAUUACAAAAAAUACCAACGUUGAAAACUAUAUUAUGGCUGAGGAAUCGCAUUCUACGGACCAGAAACCAAAGAAUAAGACUGGAGUGUGCUAUUCAAGAAAAUUUAUUGGAUUCCUCAUUCUCAAUGUGUUGGUUGCGUACAUUGUUGUCAUCUGGUUAGCAACAAAAGGCUCUGAUGAAAACAGUCAAGAAACAACUGCUGAUGACGCCACGAAAACAAGUUAUAGAAAUAGGAAAAUUCAUAUCAAUACCGGUGCCGUGGUCAGUGAUAAUGUGGCAUGCUCAAACAUCGGCAGGGAUUUUCUGUUACGUGGUGGUUCUGCUGCUGACGCUGCUAUAGCUACACUUCUUUGUAAUGGCGUCGUUACACCACAUAGUAUGGGAGUAGGAGGAGGGUUAUUCAUUGUAUAUUACGAUGCCAAAUCACAAAAAGCCGUGUAUAUCAGCGGCCGCGAGAGAGCGCCCAAAAACAUCCCAGGCGAUAUUUACGUCAACAAAUCUGGAUGUUUUGGCGGACUCUAUAUAGCAGUGCCCGGAGAACUGAAGGCGUAUUGGACAUUACACAGAAAAUACGGUCGUCUACCUUGGAAGGACCUCUUCGCACCAGCUGUUCAUCUGGCCAGAAACGGAUUCUACCUGGCGAAUAGCGUCUACAAAGCUCUGUCUUAUAUGAAAAAUAGACUCAGUGUUAAUCUACAGGAUUAUGAACCUUUUUGCGAGGUGUUUUGUGACCAAGAAGGAAAUAUUGUACCAGAAGGGUCCGUGGUCAGAAACACCAGACUGGCGGACUUUUUGGAGAAGGUUGGAGAGAGGGGAUCAGACUACCUUUACAACAGCUCAUUGACAGACAUCGUCGUCAAGGAGAUCAAUGAUAAAGUUUCCAUGCAAUUAUGGGAGAAAAGUGAUUUACAGAUUUACCAUGCAAAGGAGGGUCCAGCUCUCUCUGUAGACCUGGGACAGUGGACUCUACAUACAGUCCCCGACCCCAGUGGAGGGCCUGUACUUGCUCUUCUCAUGAACAUAUUCAAAGAGUUGAAAUUUUCUAAAAGUGUUAUGACUAAAGAUCCUGCCAAGACCUACCAUUUGAUGAUAGAAGCUACCAAAUUUGCCUACUCGUUACGACCUUUGCUCGGAGAUGGUGAUUUUGAACCGCAAGUCAAGAAUGUAGUAGCUCGCUUGGUAUCGAAUGGAUUGGCCAAAAACAUUACAAAAAGCAUAGACAGAAAUAAAACACAUCCUCAGUCUUAUUAUACAAACAGUACCAUGACUUCACAUGACGAUCAAGGGACCAGUCACGUGUCUAUUUUGGCGCCAAAUGGGGAUGCAAUGUCUGCCACUAGCACAAUAGAUUUUUAUUUCGGUUCAAUGUUUAUGUCAAAUACUACGGGCAUAAUUUGGAACAAUGAAAUGUGUGAUUUCUCCCUAAAACGCACGGCACAGCAGGUUUCCGGAGUGAACUCGGUAAAACCAGGUAAACAGCCCCUGUCCUCUAUGGUACCCGCCAUAUUUAUUGACAAAAAGAGCGGGAAAGUCCGUUUGGUGAUUGGCGCCGCUGGAGGCUCAAGGAUUACGACAACUGUCGCUCAGAUAUCUGCAAGAGUUUUACUAUUUGGAGAAACAAUUGAAGAGGCAAUUCGAAAGAAGCGGUUCCACCAUCACUUUUCGCCCGAUGUCCUUAAGUACGAGUUUGGUUUUCCACAGGAUAUUUUAUCAGAGCUGAAAAAUAAGUACGGUCAUGAAAUAAAGGAGCGGGACAGAUAUAUGGCUGUGGCCGAGGGUGUAGAGCGGUGUCCGGUAACGGGACAGGUUUCUGCUUUUGCCGACAUCAGAAAACUUCCUGGCUGGGCCAGCUUUGUACGAAAUACCACUACAAUAUGAUAAAUAGUCUGUUGUUAAUUCAAAUUCAAAGGAAAUAAUUUCAAGGAGCCAUAAAAGAAGAAGAAACAAAGGAUUUUAUGUUUUUGAACCACUUGAUAUCUUUAUCGAAUAAAAGUAUUUCUUAGAAAAAUUUCAGUUUUGAAAAAAAAUAGAAAUUAACCGCAUGAGAAGUCUCAUCUCUGAGUGCAUGUACAGUGUAUUGGUCUUUAGGAAUAAUUCUGCGAAAACAUUUGAUGAAGUUUUAGCUUAAAAAGUUGAUAUGCAUGUGUAGUGUUUUUUCUCUGACUUGGUUUUUUUUUUUACUUUUAUACGUAAUGAGUACGAUAA